Messenger RNA from Lucilia sericata (common green bottle fly), 2499 nucleotides. RefSeq names its product meiotic recombination protein W68 (gene mei-W68). The coding region runs from base 1360 to 2499 and encodes 379 amino acids. The transcript is spliced from 2 exons. Gene Ontology annotation, biological process: reciprocal meiotic recombination; meiotic DNA double-strand break processing; meiotic DNA double-strand break formation. Gene Ontology annotation, cellular component: nuclear chromosome. NCBI's taxonomy places the organism in Eukaryota, Metazoa, Arthropoda, Insecta, Diptera, Calliphoridae. The record is from RefSeq and is a predicted model, not a curated record. Gene Ontology annotation, molecular function: ATP binding; DNA topoisomerase type II (double strand cut, ATP-hydrolyzing) activity; DNA binding.
GUUAAAAAGUUUUCUAUUUUUGUUAAAACAAAUAAAUGUAUUUAUUUAUUUGGGUCAUACAUACAACAAACAAACAGCAAGAUGUAGUAGAGGUACAUGUCUGCUAUGUCGGUCGGUACAAUAAUCACGACGAUUUCUUUUUGUCUCUUUUCCCUCUUCUCUCUCUUCUAAAAAUAUAUUGAUGUCAACUCAAAUGCUCGAAAUUUCAUGUCUUUUUGAAGAAAAUCCCUUUUAUCUUGGCCCAGAAAAUAUACUCCUCUAAAUAAUAAAUCCGGUUUAUCAAACAAUUGUUGUGUCUGGAACAUACAUAUUUGAAAAGUUCUUAAUAAACCAUUACCCAGUUAAUUUAUGUAUAUAUUUUUGUAAAAAACAUGUGUUUAUUAGGGUGUAUCAAUAAUCGAUAACUCUUAAAGAUUUUUCCAUAGAGUUGAAUUUAACUACUUGAUUUUUGAAAGUAUAUUUAUAUUUCGAUUGUGGUUAAUUGAUAGUUUAAAAAUAGAUUGUUAAUAGGUAUGUACUUAGCUUUACGUUUUGUUUAAAAUUAGGAGGUUCAAUUGAGUAAUCUUAUUCGUUAAUCCUAUUUAAUUUGGUUGACUAAUUGCAUUUUAAAAUUGCAAAAUUCUUAAAUAACGAAUGAACCGAUUAUUUUUUCUUAUAUAUAGGCUUGGGCCAGUUAUAAAAGUUUUCGAAAUUUUGGAAAUUAUUUAGGUAAUUCCAUUUUAUUGGUUACUAAAAGGGAAAUGUUUCAGUAGGUCUAAGUAGGUACCUAUAUCGUUGAAUAAUUUUUGAAUAGUUUCUGAAACAUUAACAUUAAUGGACUUAAAAUAUCUAAAUUCAAAUUCAAUAGAAUAACUUUCAAAACAAUUUCCUGUUUUAUAUUUUUUCAAUUCCAAAAUUUAGUUAACAUAAUUUUUGACAUAUUUUAAGUCAAGUUUAAUUAAUACUAUUGCAAUAUCAUAAAUGCAGUCUGGCAACUUCAAUAUUUAUGCAUAUGUACAGUGGCGGCUACUUUUUCAGAGACAGUCAAUUUUGGAUAUAAACUUUAAUAUGAGUUUUAAAGACUUUCCACUGUUGAAACCCAUCUACAGAUUUUUGUUAUGAUUUGUUAUAUUUUUUAAUUAAAAUACCUCCUUCUCACUUCAGUUGUCUACUUUAAUAUAGAUUACAUAUGUAUGUAUAUGAUUGCCUAAUUAGUUUAUCGUUUUAGUGGUAGAUAUUUAUCUCUUUUAAUGUAGAUGUUUAUAGAAAAUAAGAAAUUUGUUCCUAAAUAGCAGUCAUGUACUGUAUUGACAAUAUAACGGUAUAUUCAGCAUUUCUUAAAAUCUGUUUUCAUGUUCAUUACCUCUUAAUGUAUAUAAAAUGUUAAAUAAAAUUGAAAAUUUGAUCACAUUGUUAUUAAACGAUUUUUUGUCACAAGGAUAUAAAACGGAAAUUUGCUUAAAUAACUCUAAUGUCAACAAUAGAAAUAUCAAUAACAAUAACAACAACAAUGAACUUGAAGUAAACGAUAAUAGUAAUACAUUUUAUACAUGCGGCAAUGAACGACAAACAACAGCAAUAACAACAUCAACACUAGGAAGAUCAUUAGUAUCAGCAACAACAUUAUCAUUAGAUAAGCUUUAUUACGGGCGUUUAUGUAGUAGAAAAAGAUUUGCAUCGUUUUUAUAUGUUCUAGCUGAAGUACAUGAUCUAUUUCUGUCUCGGAGCCAUUGUACUUACCGUCAACUGUACUAUAGGAAUGUUAAUAUUGAAUGCACAACAUUGCAAAUACAAUGUGCUGUCAAUGAUGUUUGUCAGGCUUUAGGUACAACAUCGUGGAAUUUGGGAAUAUUUGCAGCCGGAAAAUGUUUUAUAUCAGGACCUUUACUUGUGCAUAUGAGUAAUGGCGACGUCAUCGACUGUGAUGUAUUUAAGGGACCAACUUUGAUGCCACCAAAUUUCACGUAUAUAGACAAGUUUGUAACAACGGCCAAAUUUGUAUUGGUUGUUGAAAAGGACACCGUCUUUGAAAAUCUUAUAGUAAACGGUAUAUUCUCAAUGUUAAAUGGCAGCAUAAUAUUGGUAACAGCACGAGGUUAUCCUGAUAUCAGCACCAGAUGGAUUUUACACAAAUUAUGGACAGAAAAUCAUUUGGCUAUUUAUGCAUUGGUUGAUGGUGAUCCAUUUGGCAUUGAAAUUAUGCUUAUUUAUCGCUACGGCUCUAUGGCUCAAAGCCUUAAUGCAAAUAAUCUAACAUGUCCUCAAUUAAAAUGGUUGGGCAUACAUCCUUCUGAUAUCAGUCACUUAAUGACUCAGACAGAACCAUUAGCAGGAAAUGAUUAUAAUAAAAUUGAAUCACUUUUACGUCGUCCCUAUAUAGACCAUGAAAUUUACACUGAGUUGUUGAUUCUUCGUAGCCUGCAGUGUAAAGUUAAAAUUGAUAAUAUGUCUGCAAAUAUGUUGAAUUUAUUUAUAAGCGAUUACAUUGUCAACAAAAUAAAGAGACAAAUAGUCUUAUAA